UGCCCGACGCCGGGUGAUUAAACCCAUCGCCGGGAGUAAAAUCGCUUUUCGGCUUCCGUAUCUUGGGGGGGGGGAAGUCAGGUGCCAAUAUAACAACAACAACAACAAGGAGAACUGUGAAGUGAUUGCUGAGAAUUUGGGGACGCACGCAGACAGAGACAGAGAGGUACAGACAGACAGACAGACAGACGGAGAGAAUGGCGACUGAUGGCCCACCAGAGAAUGUGGUUCAGGACCAAGUUAGGUCACUGCUGGAGAGCGAAAAGGUCAAACUUUGGGAGCCUCCUUACACGGCCGAAAAUAAAUCUGCUUCACCGGAGCUAAAAAUUCUGGGUGAGAAGUAUGCGUUACAGCUGUGCAUUGAUCUGGGUAUGGUAGAAAAUGUUCUUGAAAGUUUGAGAUGUAAUUCACUGCAAGGCCUGAGUGCAAAAAAGACAUUUGAGGACACCGGACUUGCAACAAUCCGUAUCAAUUAUACCAGUCAUGCAAAGAGGAAAGAGAAAACUAAGUUGACAACUAAACUAAACAUUUCAGCCAAAGAUCUAAGAACAGAAAUUGCAAAAUUGACUGGAAUGAAUGAAGAGCACGUUAAACUCAUAAUGAACUCCAAAGUUCUUAAAAUGGAUCGAUCGCUUGCUGAACAGAAUAUAAAAAAUAAUUCAAUAAUUAUGGUUAUGCAAAUAACUCUAACCGAAGAAGAAGCAAAAGAGCAAGAGACAGUCUUCCAAGAGGAGAUGAGGGAACAGGAUGAGAGGAAAGCCAAAAUAUCGAGGACUAGAAAGGGUGCUGAAAUCUUAGCUCAGCAUGGUGAGAAUACAGAUCUAAGUAAUGUUCCAUACUUAGAAAUUGCAGAUCAGAAAGGACGCCCCAUCCCUAUUCCUGCUGUAGAAAAAAAGGCACUUUUAUUAGCUAUGACACUACAUGAAAAAGGCAGAGCAUUCAUGAAGAAGAAAGAUUAUGCUUCGGCACUGUUGUAUUUGUUGGAUGCUGAUGAAGAAUUUGGAAAAUGUGGGUCUGAGCUCCUGAACAUUGUAGAUAACCAUGCAGUCCUACAACUGGAAGUAGUGUGGUGUUAUCUUCAGCUGGAGCAGCUUGACUGUCUGCGUGAUGCGGAAGAGAGAUUAAAACGUGCUCAAACUCGGCUGAAUAACUGCUACGGAGAGAACCUGGAGCGACUCUACAACCUGAAGGGUAACACUGCCAAUGAGCAGGUGCUAUAUUUGCGACUCAAGCUUCUUCAGGGAGUGGUAUUGUACCAUAAAGGAAAGCUGGAUCAGACUAAAAAUCAUCUGAAUGAGGCAGAAAUGUUAUUAGGGAAGCUUUCUGUGGAUGAUAAAAAGGUGGUACAACUCAUGAGUCUUGGAUUUACAGCCCAGGAGGCUCGGCUAGGUUUGCGAGCGUGUAACAAUGAUAUUGAUUUUGCUGCAUCACAUAUCUACCAGAGAAGAGAGGAGAAAGCUGAAAUAAGGAGAAAAGAGAAAGCAGAGAGAAAAAGGAAAAAGCAAGAAGCUGUGAAUUCCUUGAUGGCUUUGGGCUAUUCAGAAAAAGCUGCUGCCAAGGCAUUUAGAUCAGCUAAUAAUAACUUGGACCGUGCCAUAGAGUUACUUAAACGCAGCCCUGAGCCAGCCUACCUAGACGAAGAAGAAGCUGGACCAAGUAACAGAGUUGAAAUCUCUGAAGAAACUAUUAAUCAGGUGGCGUUUUUGGGUUUUGAUCACUCUGCUGCAGAAAUUGCUCUCAGGAGAUUUAAUGGGAACAUUGAGCGUGCUGUUCAGGCAUUGAUAGAUCACGGUGGAUAUCUUCCAUCAAGUCUACUUAAUUCACCUCCCUCGUCAUCAUCACCAGAGGAUAUGGAGGUUGGAGAGUCCUCAGAAGAAAAACAAAGGGAGCGUGAAAUUGUGGAAGAGGUUUUGGCGGAUAUCCCAGAACAUGAAGAGGAUUACCUUGACAUGCCCCUGGAGGAGGAGAGGGAGGUCAUUAUCAAGUACAAGACUUGGCUACGAGGGUCACAAAAUCUACCUCGUAAUUAGUGAGCAGUGAAGGAGCCAGUGCUAAAACCCAGUCACUGAUUUGUGCCUCAUGCCUCUGCCUACAGAAUUUGCCUUUUUAUUAAUGGCUCAUCAACUUUUUUAAAAAAAACUUUUGUUAAUAAUUUAAUUGCCAAAGUUUUUUCUAUAAAAACCUGAAGCUGUGGCAUCCUUUUCUUUAAAAUAAAAUCAUCAGCUUUUAGUGCAAAUGUUAGCAACGAGGAUAUGUUGCUCUUGCAUCUUUGCAGUAAGUGCAGAGGUUUACUAGCAGUGUUCUCGUCACCAAAAUAGAUGUUGCUGUUGCAAUAAACAGCUGAUCCAAAUUUGGCUGAUAUUAACGCUGGGUAGUUGUAUAUGGCAAGGAGACACCAGUUAUUUUGAUCCUCUGGGUUUUGCUUUCACGUACUAAAUUGUAAAUUCUAGUUGGAAAGUGCAGUAGCAUAGGGAAACCUGUCUGACUCAUUUUUAUGGACAUUUGGAUUUCUUUUGUCAAUCAAACAGAAUUCUACCAUUUUUUAUCUCCUUGAAGAUGCUUGAUUGCAUCACCAAGCAUUUGCCUACUUGUGCAGUGGUCUUAAAUGGUGAUUUUUUGAUAGCCAGAAUAUUAAUUUCAACCAAGGUUCAAUCGACAGUAUUGUUUUCUUUCUUGCCCCAGUACUGACUUUAUAUUGCGGAGAAUAUAAUCAGUAUUCAAAGCUGUUCCCCUGCUCUCUGGUCGCAGUUAUUCAGUGACUCUCAAUCCCACACCUGGCUUUGUGCACCAGCCAGCAUUAGGUCUGCCUAUAAAUACACCAUUGAAAACAGUGGUUAAUGUUUCGAGCACCAAUACUUCGAAUUUAUCCUAUAAAAAUUAGACCGAGGAUUAGAUUUGAGGCAGGAGACAGUGCAGGUGUACUCAUAAUUGUUAUCCUACCUCAAACUGAAGCCUUAUCUGAAUGAGAAUUAAUGACUUAGGAGAUCUGCAAAGCAAUGACCUCAUUGACCACCUGUACCUGUUGAAGCAGAGAUUUAUCGCGACCGACAAAGUACACACAUUGUUCGGAGGCUUGUAUUUCUUUUCUCAGUAUUCUGAUCAUGAUGCUGUUCUUCAGCAUUUUUUUUAACCCAAAUCUCCUUCACCCCCUGUGCUUCAGGGCUAAACUCCAAAGCAAUUUGCUGCAGCAAAGUCAGUAGUGCCUCCAAUUGAUUUUCUAAAUAAUAUACCUGGGACUCCAUUGACUACUGAGCUGUAAAUGCUAAUAGUAAAACCAUAAUAGGUGCUUUAAGUUAACUGGAUACAGAUUUUGAAAGGGGCUGCUGCAAAUUGUUGGAAGUUUUAAAAAUGUGAAAAUAGGAAUGAUCUUUAAAUUCAGUAAAAAUGUACAAAUUUAAAUAGCCUACACAAUCCUAUUUUUGAAAAAAAUAUGUAUUUUGUCUUAUGAAAUUUAUGUACAGAGCCAAUUUUUUUCAGCAACAACACUUUUAUAAAGAGAUGUGCUUUGUUUGUUCUUGCUGUAAUGGAUUGAACUGAACCCAGCUGAUUUAAUCUUUUAUUUCUCUGCCCAUUUACGGAGUGCUGCACGUGAAAUGAUGGGCGCAGGAGGGCAUUAUUUGAGUUUUAGGACAUAAAAAUUCAUCCAUGAUUCAUUUGUAAUAGGCUACUUUUGGCCUUGGCUCAGUGAUAGCACCUUUGCCUCAGAGUCAAAAGGUUCAAACCACACAGCAAAAACUUGAGUACAGAACCCUGGCUGACAUAGUCAGAUGUGCCAUCUUUCAGAUGUGACCUUAAACCAAGACCCCAUCUGCCUCCUCCAGUAAAAAUUUCACCUGAAGGCCAGCAUCUCCUUUGGCACCGACACUUCAACGGCGCAGCGAACAGUGACCACACCUUGCGGCACUAUUUGAAAAUCAGGGAACUUCUUCCUCCUGUCCAGGCCAACAUUUAUUCUGGAACCCUGUUCAAACAUUUUGCUUCGUUGAUGUUUAUAACAGCAGAUUGGGACAAUGCAGCAAUUUAAAUCAAUUAUAAUUUUGCAAACUCUUGCUUCAAAAUAUCUUUUUUUCAGCCUCGUUAAAUUUUUCCUCUACCCUUCUACCUCCACCCCACCUUCCCUCGCCAAAGCACAUUUCUGAAUUUAAAUGGCUGUACUUUGUCAGGAAGUUUUGAUCCUUCUCCCUUCCCCUUUUUCUGUUUGAUAAUCUAUUACUUUUCAUAAGAGGCAACAAAAUCUUUUUUUGGCUGAAUUGGGUAGUGAACUGUUGCCUCUCUGUUCUUGAAGUCCUGCUUCUUAAGAGUUGUAAUUUUUAAGCAGUUUAUAAGACUCAAAUAAAAUGAUACUGUGUACUGAA
This is a messenger RNA of Carcharodon carcharias (great white shark), 4355 nucleotides long. RefSeq names its product NEDD8 ultimate buster 1-like. Gene Ontology annotation, molecular function: protein binding. The transcript has 15 exons. Gene Ontology annotation, biological process: regulation of ubiquitin-dependent protein catabolic process. NCBI's taxonomy places the organism in Eukaryota, Metazoa, Chordata, Chondrichthyes, Lamniformes, Lamnidae. Bases 198 to 2030 code for a protein of 610 amino acids. The record is from RefSeq and is a predicted model, not a curated record.